CAGGACUUCUCAAAUGACGACACCAAGCUGGAGUACAAUGUGGACGCAGAGAAUGGGAUCGUCAUGGAGGGAUAUCUGUUCAAGAGGGCCAGCAAUGCCUUCAAAACCUGGAACAGGCGAUGGUUCUCGAUUCAGAACAAUCAGCUAGUGUACCAAAAGAAAUUUAAGGAUAACCGUACGGUCGUGGUGGAAGACUUACGCUUGUGCACCGUCAAACACUGCGAGGACAUCGAGCGCAGAUUCUGCUUCGAAGUGGUUUCUCCAACAAAGAGCUGUAUGAUGCAAGCGGACUCUGAAAAACUCAGGCAGGCCUGGAUCAAAGCCGUCCAAAACAGCAUCGCCACAGCCUUCAGGGACAAAGCAGAGGACGCCGAGAAGAUGGACAGAAAGUCGUCUGCAUCUUCAGGCAGCCUGGACUCGGGUGGCGAGGUGAAGGAGAGGAGUCUGAAGGGCGAGAGCGCGCUGCAGAGAGUCAUGGCCAUCGGCGGGAACAGCAGCUGCUGUGACUGUGGACAGCCGGAGCCACGCUGGGCCAGCAUCAACCUGAGCAUCACGCUCUGCAUCCAGUGCUCGGGCAUACACAGGAGUCUUGGCGUUCAUUUCUCAAAGGUCAGAUCUCUGACGCUGGACACGUGGGAGCCUGAACUGCUCAAGCUGAUGUGUGAACUGGGAAAUGGUGUCAUAAAUCAUAUUUACGAGGCUCGGCGAGAAGAAUUAGGAGCCAGGAAACCACAGCCAGGAGAUCCCAGGCACGAGGUGGAGGCCUACAUCAAAGCCAAGUACGUGGAGCGCAGGUUUGUCCAGAGACACUCCGAAGACGAGAUCAGACAGAAGGUUUCAGCACUGAGUAAACAAGAUAAACCUCUCAGCGGCUGUUCGGAUGCUCGCCCUUCAGGAGGACCAUCAGCGUCUGCUUUAUCAGUGAAAAGCUCAGACGGUGACAUGAAGAACCUCACAGAUGGCAGCAGAGAGGCUUCCUCCAGCACGCUCAACAGCACAGAAGCCCCAGAGCCACACGAGGAGAGUUCUGGUGAAGAUCUGGAGGUUUUCUGCGAGCCCAAGCAGUUGACGCCGGGCCUGCAGCUGUACUGGGCGUCUUUCUCCCGCAGUCUGCCGGACAUGGCUGAAGCUCUCGCCCAUGGAGCAGAAGUCAACUGGACCAACACAGACCACGAGAACAGGACGCCGCUCAUAAUGGCUGUUCAUGGGGGGUCUCUGGCCAGCUGUGAAUUCCUGCUCCAGAAUUCGGCCAGCGUCAACCAGCAGGACAAUCUGGGCAGAGGGCCUUUACAUCACGCCACUCUCCUGGGACACACCGGGCAAGCGUGUUUAUUUCUGAAACGGGGAGCCAAUCAGAAUGCAGCAGAUGUCGAGAAUCAAACACCGCUUUCAAUCGCGGUCAAGGCAGCAAACGCUGAUAUUGUCACGCUGCUGCGGCUGGCCAAGAUGAACGAGGAGAUGCGUGAAUCAGAGGGAGAUGAGACGUACCAGGACAUCUUCCAAGACUUCUCUCAGAUGGCAUCGAACGACCCAGACAAGCUCAACCGCUACUGAGCGAACACAGCAGACUUCCUCAACAUUACUGCAGUGUGGGAUUUCUUCCAAAUCGGAUUGGCUGCAGAUUAUUGUGCAUAAUAUAAAAUGGUUUCAUUAGGUUUUGUCUUCAUUGACAUUGGCAUGAAUUUUUUUUUUUAUGAAAUCAAUGGUGCUGCCCACAUAAUCUGGGUGACACCAGCAGAAUUGUUGCGUUUUUAUUGUAAACGUUUCAUUUGUGACCCUGGAGCACAAAAGCAGUCUUAAGUCGCUGGGGUAUAUUUGUAGCAAUAGCCA
Sinocyclocheilus rhinocerous is the source of this 1830-nucleotide messenger RNA. RefSeq names its product arf-GAP with coiled-coil, ANK repeat and PH domain-containing protein 2. The transcript has 15 exons. NCBI's taxonomy places the organism in Eukaryota, Metazoa, Chordata, Actinopteri, Cypriniformes, Cyprinidae. Gene Ontology annotation, molecular function: protein binding; GTPase activator activity. The coding region runs from base 64 to 1554 and encodes 496 amino acids. The record is from RefSeq and is a predicted model, not a curated record.